GACCUCCCUCUGUGUCUCUCUCUGGUGCAAUGGAAUUGCGAUAAUCUAGGUAGUUAGCGAGGCCGACGAGGCGAGACACAUACGUCAGGCUGGCAUCGGAGGUACCAAAGGCUUGUUUCCGAGUAGGUUACGGGGAAGGUAUAAAGGUGCACGGGAAGUAAGCUCUUGGAAGGAUUCAAUCAAUUCACAUCUCACCACCACUCCCACUUCCAUACAACAAACAAUCAACAAACAAUCGACCUUUACUUCAUCAAGCAAAACAGUCAGCUCUCUGCAAGCCACAUCUCAGAACUUUAAAACUCUCCACACUUUCCCAAUUGACAAACUUCCAACCACCACAAUCCCACCUUCACAAAUUCACGAUGUCUACCAUCACGAACGUUGCCGUUGUCGGUGCUAGUGGACGCAUCGGAUCUCACUUCGCCAACUCCCUCCUUGCCUCUGGAAAACACACCGUCACUGCCAUCUCCCGCCACGACAGCUCAGCUAGCCCUCCCGCCGGUGUUGUCAACAAGCCCGUCAACUUCGACAACGAAGAUGAGCUCGUCGAGGCUCUCAAGGGCCAGCAGUUCCUCAUCAUCACACUCGGCGCUCGCGCUCCUAAGGACCUUCACUCGCGGAUAGUCAAGGCCGCGAUCAAGGCUGGCGUGGAGUACAUCGUCCCCAACGCCUAUGGUGCAGACAUCAAGAACGAGGUCUUGGUCAAAGAGGAGAUGCUCACUGGCCAAUACGCCGCUCUCUGCAACGAGAUCGAAUCCCUCGGCGGAAACUACAUCUGCCUCGUCUGCGGCCCCUGGUACGGCUGGGGCUUCAACAUGGGCGAGGCCGGGUUCGGCAUCGACAUCAAGAACAAGAAGGUCACCUUCUUCGAUGACGGCAACACCAAGGUUAACCUCAGCACUUGGGACCAGUGCGGCCGCGCCAUCGCCGGCCUCCUCGCCCUCCCCGAGUCCGAGGUCGCUAAGUACAAGAACAAGCCCAUCUACACUUCGAGCUUCAGGGUCAGCCAGCGCGACAUCCUCGACAGCUUGAACCGCGUCUCUGGCACUACUGACGCCGACUGGGAGAUCAAGUACGAAGAGUCCGCCAAGCGUGUCGCUGAGGGCAAGGAGCUGUUGUCAAAGGGCGACUUCUCGGGCUUCGCAAAGGCCAUGUACUCCAGGUUGUUCUACCCCAACGGAGACAGCGACUACGAGAGCAGCAAGGGAUUGGCCAAUGAGCAGCUCGGUCUCCCCAAGGAGGACCUCGAUGCCGAGUCCAAGAAGGUCGUGGAAGCUGUCCAGUAGAUUACUCUGUGCGAGUCUCACUGGUCAGAAGUCCGAAAGAUGAAUGAAUGGGAUGAGAAGUUAAUAGCGUUUAGCGGUAAUGGGCAUAUGGGGUUAUCUGAACCAAUCAAUCAUGCCUCAAAUCAUAGAGAGGAAGUUUCUUCUUUCACGGAACCUCCAGGUUGGGUGGAUGCGGAAAUCUGCAUCCAAUAGAAAAAUGGGAUACUCAAUAGAUAACUUUCUCCAAAUCAAUUGAACAUUUAC
Messenger RNA from Aaosphaeria arxii CBS 175.79, 1529 nucleotides. RefSeq names its product NAD(P)-binding protein. Lineage: Eukaryota; Fungi; Ascomycota; Dothideomycetes; Pleosporales. The record is from RefSeq and is a predicted model, not a curated record. The transcript has 2 exons. Gene Ontology annotation, molecular function: oxidoreductase activity. Bases 363 to 1286 code for a protein of 307 amino acids.